UUUCACUUGGAGGAACGACAUCGUUGCCAUCUUGAUACUCAUAGUAUCCAAUCUCUUUGAUGGGUUCCAGUAGCUGUUUCAGAUACUCAUAUUUCGGUUGGUAUAGGGAUUUUGAGUAAACGUAUACAUUUUCAAACCUCAAACCAUUUGGGUGCGCCAAUAAACUUAUUAUGACGUUAGUUUUACCAGACCCAGAAACGCCAACAACGAGUCCUCGCUUAGAACAGUCUCCAAAAAGUGGGCCGUGUUUCUUAAACCUACUUAAUGAAAUAUUAUCAUCGUGAUUGGUUACCGGUAGCGAAAUGUUCUGUUUCUCGAUCCUCAUUCUGAAGGAAAAUUGUAUGUACUGUACGUUGACGUAGUACGUAAAGUAUUUAUAAGGUAUAAAACUAACAAUUAAAUUCAGUUGUAUUGAAGUGUCACGCCAGAGCAUAUAUAAAUGCUUGUGCCCAACCUAUCCGCAGUUAAUCGACAGAUAAAGCGAGUAAAGAGAGGUUCUGGGUUUCUUAAUACGCUUAUAAAUAAACUUCCGAUAGAACUACACAUUCCUGGUUACAACUUUUGUGGACCAGGUACCAAGCUUGAAAAAAGGCUUGCUAGGGGUGAUACUGGCAUUAAUCCUUUGGAUAACGCAUGCCUCGCUCACGACAUAUCAUACAGUGACAGCUCUAAUAUAGAAGAUCGUCAUAAGGCAGACCGCAUCCUUGAACAACGUGCCUGGGAGAGGGUUAAAUCUAAAGACGCCAGUUUCGGAGAAAAGACUGCAGCGUGGGCUGUUGCCAAUGCAAUGAAAGUCAAAACUAAGCUAGGAAUGGGAUUACAGAAGAAGAAGAAAUUUGUGAAACGUAAACGAGGUCAGGCUCUAAGUUUUAACCAAGCAGUACAAAAAGCUCGACAGGGUAUUCGGGGUAAACCAUCUAGUAACCUCGGUGAAGUAGUAAAGCAAGCUCUAUCAUCAAUAGGAACGAAAAGGAUAACUAGGCCACGAAAGCGGAUAAUUCCGAUUCCCAAAACUGGUGGAUUUCUUCCUCUCAUUCCUCUAUUUGCCGCAUUAGGUGCUCUUGGAAGUAUAGGCGGUGGAGCUGCUGGAAUAGCGAAAGCUGUGAACGAUGCGAAAGCCGCAAAGGAAAAAAUGGAGGAGGAAAAAAGACAUAAUCUGGUCAUGGAACAGGCUGCUCUUGGAAAAGGCUUAUAUCUGCGUCCUUAUAGGAAAGGAAUGGGGCUUUAUUUACCAUCAAAAAACUCCCAAUAAAGCUACCUCGUCGUGCACUGACUAAUGUAGAUUUAAUUAAAUUUGCUAAAAAGUUACGUAUUCC
Molecule: messenger RNA, 1316 nt
Organism: Anoplophora glabripennis (Asian longhorned beetle)
Lineage: Eukaryota; Metazoa; Arthropoda; Insecta; Coleoptera; Cerambycidae
Exons: 1
Coding region: 440-1252 (270 amino acids)
Biological process (GO): phospholipid metabolic process; arachidonate secretion
Molecular function (GO): A2-type glycerophospholipase activity; structural molecule activity
Source: RefSeq, a predicted model, not a curated record